CAGGCAGUGUACUUUCUUCUUCAGUAAUUAGCUUGGCUUCCAGCAAAGCCAUGCUUCAGCAUCUUCGAGAACAACCCGUCACGACUAGAGCGCAUCUGUUGUAAAAUACAGUUUAUUUUCAGUUCCCUGUCAGAGAUGGGCGAAAUCAGUGAAGCGUCCUUACUGGAUUACAUCUGUUCCUCAGGAGGAAAAGUCAAAAAUUCAGAUCUGUCCAAAACAUAUAAGCAUUUUAUAAACCAUAGCGAUUUGCAACUACGUGCCAAAUACAGAGAAGAGUUCAAACUCAUCAUUGAUAGAAUUGCUGUGGUGAAAUCUGAGAAUGGAGAGAAAUACCUCAUCCUCAAGAAGAAGCAUAGACAACUAAUACAGGAGCGAGGGUCUGGUGCUGAAAAGGGAGGAGAAUCAGUCAAGCAGGCUCAUCCGAACCUACAAAAUGAGCUCCAGGUCUCUAACCCAGUGCAGAUCCAUAACCCAACAGAUCAGAAACAGCCAGUAAUGGUGGCCUGGUGCUCAGGACCAAUGAUUACAGUCACAGAGGCACAAGAACCGACCCAGACCGAUAAUCAGGCAGACAGCACCCUCUCACCGCCAGCAGAGGAACCAGAGAAACCAGAGCAUCUGACGGAGGAGCUUUCAGCGUCAGACAGAGAAGAUGAACUCGACAAGGAUUCAGGGUCAAAGAGUGAAUCUGAGCAGGAGGAGGAGUGUGGAGGCAGUUUGGGAUCCACCGCUGUGGCUCUGGAUCCUCUUGAGAAAGAGUGGAUCUUCUCGGCAGCAAGUGGCAAACUGUCUCAUCUCAUUCAGCUCCUGAAACAAGACUCUUCUCUGGCCAAUAAAAAGGACUUUACCUCAGGGUUUACAGCGCUACACUGGGCUGCGAAACACGGUAAAGAAGACAUGACCACAGUGUUGGCGGAAGCAGGGGCUGACAUCAAUACGAAAGCGCAUGGAUACACACCUUUACACAUCGCAGCACUGCACGGACAUCGACAUAUAGUUGACCUGCUGGUUAGGACGUACGGAGCUAAGGAGAACCUGCGGGACUACAGCGGUCACUUAGCAUGUCAUUACCUCAAUUUACGGGAUACACAAUUAGAAGACCAGGAACUAUCUGAAGUCAGCGAGUGCCACAGUCUAACCCAGGCCGGAGAGCGCAGGAACAGAAAGAUCACGUCAUUAUUUCACUCCAUGAAGAAGUGGGGUUCCGCGGAGGAGCUUGCGCCGGUACCGGAGGAGAGGACUGUUGCUCAUCAGCUCAUGCUGCCUGCGUUUAGGCCUAGAAAGUUCUCACGGUAGACUGUGUGAAGUCCAAACAUCUUCAGUCUUGCUUUAGUGCCAAUUGGAUAGUUUAUGGAUGAAAACGCACUUGUUUUCUUUGCUGCUUUUUUUCCCGCACAAAUAGUAUGAUGGAGUUACACUCACAUUUUAAAUAGCAAUUCAGCUUAAUAAUUAGCCUAGGUACACUAUGUAACUUUUGGCCCUCUAGUGGCUAAAAAACUGCAUGUAUUUUGCUGAAGAACAUUGUUUCGGUUGUGCUUCGGCUCUGCGUGACUCUGUGGAUGAAUAUGGUUAUCAUACUGCUCAUAAAACAUUCACUUACAGUACAGUCCAAAAGUUUGGAACCACUAAGAUUUUUAAUGUUUUUAAAAGAAG
This is a messenger RNA of Megalobrama amblycephala (Wuchang bream), 1653 nucleotides long. Its product is annotated as ankyrin repeat domain-containing protein SOWAHB. NCBI's taxonomy places the organism in Eukaryota, Metazoa, Chordata, Actinopteri, Cypriniformes, Xenocyprididae. Bases 136 to 1296 code for a protein of 386 amino acids. The transcript has 13 exons. The record is from RefSeq and is a predicted model, not a curated record. Gene Ontology annotation, molecular function: protein binding.